AUGGCCUCAAACAGUGCAAGCAGCGCACCUGCCCCUCCCUCCGUGAUUCCAUUGAUUAUCAACGGCAAGGAGGAAGUCACCCCUACAACAUUUGACGUGAUCAGCCCCUACACCAACAAACCCUGCUGGGCUACAGCCAGUGCCACCCCCCAAGAUGCAGUACGCGCGGUCGAAGCCGCCGAGGCCGCAUUCCCAGCAUGGUCGCAGACCAAACCGACCGUUCGCAGAGACAUCCUGCUCAAGGCCGCGGAUAUAUUGGAGAGUCGCCUGGUCCAGAACGCCGAGUACAUGCGCACCGAGAUGGGAGCUGAUGUCGGCGCAUCGCAGUUCUUCAUCGUCCCGCUAGGUAUUCGCAUGCUGAGGGAAAUUGCUGGGCGCAUCACUUCUAUUUGCGGAAGCGUGCCGGUUGUUGAGGAGGAGGGUCAGAGUGCAAUCAUUUAUAAGGAGCCAAUGGGUGUGAUUCUGGGAAUUGUUCCAUGGAACGCGCCGUAUGUAUUCGGCAUUCGAUCCGCGGCUUGCGCGCUCGCGGCCGGUAACACCACCGUUCUGAAAUCCUCUGAACUCUCCCCGUGUUCAUACUGGGCAAUCGCGCGUGCGUUUGCAGAUGCUGGCCUGCCUGCGGGCUGCUUCAACCUCAUAUCAUGCCGUCCUCAAGACGCUCCUGAAGUUGUCAAUGCUAUGAUCGAGCACCCGGCCGUGCGAAAGGUCAACUUCACUGGUAGCACGGCCGUGGGGCGCAAGAUUGCUCGCGCAUGUGGCCAGAACCUGAAACCCUGUUUGAUGGAACUGGGAGGAAAGAAUAGCGCUAUUGUCUGCGAAGAUGCUAACAUUGAGACCGCUGUCAAGGCGGUUCUGGCGGGCGCUUUCUUAAACUCUGGCCAAAUUUGCAUGUCUACUGACAGAAUUCUCAUUCACUCGUCCAUUGCGCCGGCGUUCAUGGAUGCGUUGAAGAAAGCCCUCGGAUCGAAUCUCGACCCUUCUGCGCCGCCUCCCACAUUGGUCAACGUUGCCUCUAAGACGCGGGUGGAGGGCAUGAUCGACAGGGCUCUCGAAUCAGGAGCUCACCUCAUCCACGGGUCACUCGACAAGAUAGUGGGAGAAUCAGGUGUGCGCAUGGCACCGGUACUUCUUGGUGGCGUGAAAGAAGACAUGGAGGUAUGGCAGGAAGAAGCCUUUGCCUCGCUGGCAGCAUGCAUGGUGGUCAACAGCGACGAGGAAGCCAUCCGCAUCGCCAACAGCAGUGGCUACGGAUUGUCCGCGGCCGUCUUCACCAAGGAUUUGAGGAAGGGGUUGGCGAUUGCCAAGAAGAUACAAUCUGGUGCUGUACACAUCAACAGUAUGACUAUUCAUGACGAACCUGUCCUACCACACGGCGGUGUGAAGAACAGUGGAUGGGGCCGAUUUAACGCUACUCAGGGACUGGAAGAGUUCCUUGUCACCAAGAGCGUGACAUGGAUGGAUUGA
Molecule: messenger RNA, 1464 nt
Organism: Aspergillus fischeri NRRL 181
Lineage: Eukaryota; Fungi; Ascomycota; Eurotiomycetes; Eurotiales; Aspergillaceae
Product: aldehyde dehydrogenase
Exons: 4
Coding region: 1-1464 (487 amino acids)
Molecular function (GO): succinate-semialdehyde dehydrogenase (NAD+) activity
Source: RefSeq, a predicted model, not a curated record